UUAUCUCCGUCUGUCACGUGACGGACGAGCGAGCGACUCACCUCUGCGUCAAGCAAAUUAACGGAGUCGAGCACUCGAGAACUCGAGAUAAAGACGUCUCUGUUCGAUCCUUCGUCAUGCUUUGAAACGAGUCUCGUCCGCGCCUGGCAAACCGACGAGAUCGCACGCAAGAUCGAACGAUCCUCCGUGAAGCUCACGAGCCGAGUUGCGUCCAAUCCGAUCGGAGCCGGCGUCACGAGCGGAAGAGGAAUGAUAAGGUUAUCAAAGCGCCGUUUCGCCUCAUCUGCCUCGUCGGCGCAUGAGGCGUUUCUGGAGGAUUAUGCCAAGCACCAUGUAUCUCUGUCGCCCCUGCAACGAGUGCUCCUCACGGUGGGCUCGGCGGCGAUAUCGUUGGCGAACCCGUUUCGAGGUGACAUGAUAGCGUGCCUCGGAGAGACCACCGGUGCGAACGCUCUUGUGCACUGUCGUCGGCAAAUGGAGAGCACAUCCGAGGGCCGGCGUGUACUCGCGGAGAAGCCGCGCGUAAACGCGUCCACCGUCGAUCUUUCUCGCCUGAAAGACUUGCCGCCGGCAACCGUGGGCAGAACGUAUCGCGAUUUCCUGGAUAACAAUAACGUGUCACCUGAUGACAGAGCAGCGGUGCAAUACGUCGACGACGUCGAGCUGGCCUACGUGAUGCAACGGUACCGAGAGGUGCACGAUAUCUUUCAUGCUGUGCUCCUCAUGCCGACGACGAUGCUAGGCGAGGUAUCGGUCAAGUGGGUGGAGGCCUUGCAGACGCGCCUGCCGAUGUGCGUGACCGGUGCAAUAUUCGGAGCUAGCAGGCUGCGUUCUAGACAGAGGCAGUUGUACCUGGACCAUCAUCUUCCGUGGUCCAUAAACACGGGGUUGAACGCAAAGUUCUUGCUGGGGGUUUACUACGAGGAACGCUGGGAGCAGCCCCUCGAAGAUUUUCACAAAGAGAUGAAUAUCACGCGCCUCGUGUGACGAUCUAACUGGAAUUAGAUUACGACAAUUGUUAAUAAUGAUUGUAAAUGGUAUUAUUAAUCAGUUACUUCAGGUUACAAACGAGAGAUAAAGUUGUAAUAUUCAUUUGCCAA
This is a messenger RNA of Ooceraea biroi (clonal raider ant), 1100 nucleotides long. Its product is annotated as ubiquinone biosynthesis protein COQ4 homolog, mitochondrial. The record is from RefSeq and is a predicted model, not a curated record. NCBI's taxonomy places the organism in Eukaryota, Metazoa, Arthropoda, Insecta, Hymenoptera, Formicidae. Gene Ontology annotation, cellular component: mitochondrion; mitochondrial inner membrane. Gene Ontology annotation, biological process: ubiquinone biosynthetic process.